CUUGUGGAAGUUGGGCCCGUGGGGGUGCGUUUCAACGCCCCCAUUCUCAUGGAGAUCCCCUACUGCGCGUCUUUGAACAACAACCAACGCGAGAUUGUCGUCCUGCGCUCGGAGAACGGCGAGACGUGGAAGGAGCAUCCGAUGGACCCCACCGAUCAGGCUGUUCAGGACUCCCUUGGGGAGUACUUUGAGGGAAUUUACGCACUUCUCUUUUAUCCCUCUCUUCCGCCAGCCGACGCUAUUCCGUCAUCGGAAUUGCGCGAAAGACGCGUUCACCGCAUUCUCACCAACACCAUACCCCAGUACUUCGCAUUGGUUACGCGCUGUCGCCAGGAUCUGGUCCUCGUUGGUCCGGAGGGCUGUGUGAUGACCUCCACGGUGGACCCCCAGGUCCAAGUCACCUUCCCUCCGGGUGCCCUGCAGAAGAAGAUUCGUGUGGGUCUCCAAGUGCACCCGGUGGACGCCAGCCUCGUGGCGGCUUGCCUCGGCUCACCACGCAUCGCCGUUUCGCCCAUCGUCACAAUCGAACCGAGGCGGCGCAAAUUCCACCGACCCAUCACUGUCUCCAUCCCUCUGCCGUUUGUUAGCAGCCAACAACAACAACAACAGCAGCAAAAGUCACCUGUCGAUCUCUCCACUGUCCGUCUCUUGUGCUCAAUCACCGGGGGCACAGCGCCGGCCAUCUGGGAGGACAUCACGGGCAGCUCACCGUUCUCGCUGCAGAAAAACUGCGUCUCCUUCACUACCACCGUUUCCGCAAGACUCUGGCUCAUCGAUUGCCCGAAUCUCUCCGAGGUCUCCGAGAUGGCCACCCGGGUAUACCGGGAGGCAACAGCGGUGCCCUACCUCGGCCAGUUCGUCGUGUACGCGCGGCGUCACCAUCCCGAGGAGGCGCAGAUCCGCUGCGUGUGCCUCACCGACGACACCGAGCAGAAGACCCUGGAGUGCCAGGAGGGCUUCGAGGUGGUGGCUCGCGGCCCCCCCAAUCUAGUCGAGUUCCUCCACGAUCGGCCGGUGUGGAUCGAGACGGCCGGCAACCUCGUGCCUGUGGCGGGACAAGCCUGCGACGCUAGCGGCGCCACCGGCGACCAUCAGAUGCGUUUCGCCAGUGUCAGGGCCUUCGAGGAGAAUCGGCUGAAUAUGCUCAUUCGCAUCAAGGACUUGAAUGGCCCGCCAGCUGGCCAGCUCGCCUUCAUGCCACAGCAAAGGCAGCCCGGAGGCGUGUCGGUUCUGCCGUUGUGUGUGGUUGAUCUGAUGCUGCCUCGCAUGUCGACGCCCAAAAUCGGUGAAUCCAAUCAACACUCCUCCCUUGGGGAGAGGACGUCGUUGGUCAAUGGUGUGUUAAAACACGGCUCCUCAGAGGAAGGUUGUGGCUCCAUUGGCCACCCAGUUGGCAAAUGCAAAUUGGUCGAGUCGAUUGCCCGGUCGGAUCUGGACGUGAAAAAGGUCGCGGAGAAUCUGGGCGCUGAUUGGACCCGACUGGCUCCUCACUUGGGCCUCACUCAAGACGACGUGAACGCCAUCCACGCCAGUGCCGGUGGCUUCGACAACGACUACAAGAAGGCGCUCACGUGCCUCUCGCUGUGGCAGGAACGCUUCGGCCCACGGGCUUCUGGCACAGCACUUGCAGCAGCCCUGAGGCAGGUCGGUCGUGAGGAUGUGCUGCGUCAGAGCAUGCAGAACAUCAGCCUUGUGCAGAACGACCGCGAGCUCUCCCACGCCCUGCGCAGUCUGGAGGCCGAGGAAGCCGAAAAUGAGGAUGCCAUGGAUUCGUCGCUUUACGUGGAAAACGAUUACUACCCGGAGAAGGAGGACCAACGUGAGCCCGCUCCGGACGGCGAUGUGAUUGAAUCGACCAUCUGCGUGCGGACAACUCCGGUUGAAGCUGUCGCACACACCACGGCCGCCGCCACCACGAAGGAGGAGAGGCAGGCUGCUCUCGGGGAACUGGCGGAUCAACUGGACUUCGAUAGCGUCGAUGUGGCAGCCGCGUCAACACCGGGCCCGUACAGCGGCGAGGGCGUCGACGAGGAAGUUCUGGUGGCCGAGAAGGCACAACGCAGCAACGAUGUCGAGUCUGCCGUGCCAGCCAUUCUGAUGGAUCAAAUUGAAGCCGACGAUUCGGCAGCGUCUUCGCUGCCAGUUGAAUCGGAACCCCACUCUGCUGCUGCCGAUGCCGCUGUUGGAGACCCGGUCGAAGUAGUGAAAUUAAAUGAAACGAACCAGCUAAUGUCCUUUUCUGUUCCCCUCAACAAACACACGCUGGUAGAGCGAAGCCAGUGCUUUUACGCUAUCGUCAACUCGUUUCAGCGGCGUUUUCACUGUUCUCGUCAGCUCCCCUCUAAACAAGGACGCAUCCAAGCCAAACUCUUAGGCAGUCAGCGGUUGUGGUUCAAGGCAGUGGAGUUGCUGUGGUCUGCGCCACCAAUCAAACACCCACCGCCCCUCUGUUCUUCAAACAAAUCAGAACCUGCCUAACACUACUUCGUCCAGCGCACCCCUAGAUGCUACGAUCCCUGUGAGGUACUGCUAACUCCUACUUGGGGAACGCACGUGCGUGUUCGCACAUCACCUAGCCACGGGGCUGCCUGUUUCCGUUGCGGUGGCACGCAUCUUACCUCUACCGCCCUCCUUCUCUUCCUUCCUCCCUACCCUACCCACCCUCCACCACCCGCCCGCCCGCACCGGUCGCCAUUUCACCGCCCCUUCGUUCUCGCACGUUGCCAGACGAUAAGUCCAUUCGCUCUCCAGUCGCGUACUGCCAUCACUACUGAAGAGUUGGAAUUUCAACCGCAAGGUCCCGAGACCCUGGAACCACAGAAUUGCGCUGCGGACGCUGAGUCGCUCUGGACUGUCGUGGAGAAGGUAGCUUCCGUGACGACGAGACAAGGUCCCUCGCCAUCACGAGACACCGUAGAGGUGGAUAUUGAGGCUGAUAGAAAGUGGAUGACAGGCUUGCCUCUGGAACACACAGACGACGUCGCUGAGGACGAACAUAAGGCAGCCGUUCGUCCGGGCAGUAAGUGUGUGUCGACGGGCGGACAAGGCGCGGCCCUUUGGUCUGCAAAGUCAGGUGGUUGGAGAAAGGGAAGGAGGAGAGAGGAGGAGGAAGGGACCAUAAAACCAGUGACGGUGUCACUUUGUGGUGUCAGGGAGGCUACGUGGGGUGAAGCCCAACCGUUGCCCCCGUCCCCUGGUUCCAGUGUCCCCACAAUUGUGCCUGUGCUAACCCCUAGACUCGGUGAACGGGAGGAGACGUGGGGAAAACCGCAGCAGGACUAA
Mesocestoides corti is the source of this 3282-nucleotide messenger RNA. NCBI's taxonomy places the organism in Eukaryota, Metazoa, Platyhelminthes, Cestoda, Cyclophyllidea, Mesocestoididae. The record is from the annotation of a GenBank genome assembly.